UACAUUAGUAGUAUGUCGUCACGCUUUCCUCCGGUACAUGAGUCCCGGUAUCCACCUCGCACCCGGUCGCGAUCGCCGCCGAGGUAUCAGGAAUGGAGACCGAACGGACCACAAAAUCCUGGAUUCAACAACAACAGACAUGGUGACUUCGGCCGAGGACUGGAUCCUCCGCGAGGUCCCAAAACUUUUAAUGACAGCCCCAGAGGUCCACCGCCAGGCCCAGGAACUGGUUCAUCAGCGCCACUUGGACCACGCGGUAGAGGCGCACCACCAAGACCAGAAUUUAGAGAGUUGAGAGACGCACCACCUCUUGGGACUGACCGCUCAUUCAGAGAACGUGAGUUUGACCGUAGACCGAGGCCUACGUCUCCAAGGGCUCGUUCGCCUGUGAGAGGCUUCAGAGAUGGACCCAUUCCGCCUCGUGAUCUCGACAUGGGGAGAGGUCGCCGCGACUCUAGAGAUGGACCUAUCAAUGCUGGACCUGGGUACUCGGAUGCACCACCAUUUGGACAGCCUUCAUUCGGUAGAGGUGGUUUCAACGGUAGAGGCCGAGGAAGGGGCAGAGGAGAUUUUGGCUUCCGUGACCGACGCGGUCCUGCAGAUGAUCGAAGCACGUUCAGACCUCGAGACAGAUCACCGCCCACUCGAUGGGGAAGUGUAUCCCGCAACGAUCGAGAUGAUUGGCGACCAGAAAGACGCGAGGACGAUCGUUGGCUCGAUCGUGAUGAUCGCGAGCGUGAGCCUGAACGUUUCAGAAGAGAUCCUGCGACCAGCAGGUUCGAUUCGCGUCCGCCCACCCCUCAUCAACAAGUGCCGUUAGCACAAGCUCCGGCUGAGCGUGCGCCGCCGUUCGAGUCAACGAGGGAUGAUUUGCCAAUGCGAAGGCCCUCGACGACAUCACUGUCCGGAAUUAAAGAACCUCCUCGACGUGAUCUGCCGCCUCAGAAUGUACCCCCGCCUAUGCCACUACCACCUAACGACCUUCUGGCUGGUCGCGUCGAGUCCUCGGCCGCUCGAUAUGGAUCUCGUGCUUCUUCACCACCACCGUCAGCUCCGCAAGUGCCUGCAUUCGGAUCUCUAUCAUUCAAGUCUCAGCCUUACAAUGGGCCUACUUCAAAUGUAUGGAAAGCAUCGCCAGAGAACCGUGCUCCACCCACUCCCGCGAAACCUUCGGCUCCAUCACCUCCUGCAGUCAAGUCCAUCCCAACUGCGCCCAAAGCACAACUUGCAGCGCCACCACCUGCUGCUCCCAGAGCACCUAGAGCACUUGAAAAUGCGCCUCCGACCGCGCCUAGGGAACUGCCAGUUGAACGAGCGCCUUCUGUAUCGCAAGCUAGGAAUCCAUCUGUGCCGCAGCCUCCACUUCCCACCGGCCCAUGGGCUUUGCGAACAGAUGAUAGGCCAAGUGGGCAGUUGGCCCCAACAACAGUUCGCGAGGGACGUAGUCUCUCCGGGUCUUUCCAGCCAGAGACGAACAAGACGCCAACAUCACCGCGAACUUUGGGUGCCGGUGUCGCUCAAAUGGCACAGAUGACUCCAGUGAACCCUCCAGAGACUUUACCGAAUCAGGCACUCAUGCCCCAGAGGCAGCCCAGCUCUGGAAAUGCGCCAGACGGAAGAGCACCACGAGCGGAUAUGGCACCACCAAGACUCGGUACUCCACCCCCAUCAGCGCCUAGCGGCCCACGAAAUGCACACUCGUUCAGUACAUCGCCCGUCAUGCAGAACCCCAACAUCCCUACUGCGCCUAAGGCUAUUCGUGGACCUCCUAUGGCCCCGAGAGCCUCAAUAGAUCGUGGACAGCCCCUCCACAGGCCUAUGGAUAGAAAUGGGCUUGCUCCAUCCCGUGUUCCUUCUGGAGCGCCGAGAGCUCCAGCAUGGAAUCAAUGGAUAAGACCUGGUGCUCCUCAGUACAGGGACCCCACGGUGCCUGCAAAGAGAGAUUUGAAUGGUGAAGAAAAGCCUCAACAGUUCAUUCCAAAAACAUCGCCUCAAAAUAUGCACCGCCAGAUUUCAGAUCCAUCAUCUAUGAGAGCUGAUGAAAACAAAGAUGAUCGUGCUUUCAAAACUGCACCCGUAUCACCCGAGCGCAGGAUGUCUGACACUAAUGCAGCCAACAAGCCUCCUUUCCAAAAGGAGUACAGCGUACCAAGUCCUGAUGGAACCGUGCAGUCCGACCCUGCUGUGGAUGCCGACCUCGCGACAGCCGAAUCGUCUGAGGAGUUUGUUAGUGACGAAGAAGGCAUGGAUCUUGACGAGGAAGAUUUCGCCCAGAGCAAAGCCAAAUUCGAGAGGCAAAAAGCGCAUCUGGAAGCCCAGAUGAUCGAUCUGAACGCUAGACAGUUCAGAGCAACUACUCCUUUGGAACAAAUUGCCAGGCUUGCCAAUAUCACCGUAAAAGACCUGCCCAUUGCUCAGGAAUCGACCUCAACAGAAGCUAAGGACGAUGUUAUGGAAGGCUUGGAAACUUCAGAGCCAGCUGCACCAGCUGUUUCGCAGCCCCAUCCGUCAUCUCCAAAGAGUCAGGAAGACAUUGAUACAGACAUCAUCGAACCGAAGAAAGAGCAAAUCGAUGAUGCAGAGACAGCGGCCGUUCCAGCUGUUCCGACAAAGUACAAUCAACCUGCACCUGGUGGAAUCCUUGAGUCUGCAGAGGCCGAUCAAAACGACGAUAUUGAUAUGGAAGGCAGCGAUAACCUGGAUUUCAUCACUCCCGAACCCAAACAAAGCAUUGAGGCGAUCACUCUUCCUUACUUGACAAAGACGCCACUUACUCCGCUGUCAGAUCUGGGUGCUUUCCACGAGAAUAUAGCGCGCCUGAAUGCUGCAAAGCCAGUGUUGAUCGCGCACUAUCAAGCGCAAGUAGAGGAAGACAAAAGCUUGCAGAAAGAUCUGCACGAACAGUAUCUCGAGAAGUAUCGCGCCUGGCGCCUUGAGACUCAGCUACUUGAUCGUGAAAGAACAAAUAAAGAGUCUGAAGAGAGACAAAUGUCUGUCGAGCUCGGGCUUGAUAUUGAGUCCAGCCCCAUACUCGAGAAUCCGGUUUCGGAAACUCGCUCUAGAUUGCACAAGUUCAGCAGCGAAUACGACCUCAUACAAGCUCUGGNNAAGCAGUCAGAGGAGACAGCCAGGCUCGAACAGGAGAAGGUUGAACGUGAGUCCAGACGAGCUCAGAUCGACCUUGAGAAAGAAGCCAUCCCGCCAGAGGUGUGGGAUCAAGCUUCGAAGGAAAAGAGGAUCUUCAAGAACAUGAAUCGAUACCGAGACCCCGUCUGUCUCACAGAGAUUUAUGGAUACGAGCCAGAGUUCGACACCUUCACCGAAACCGAGCACAAACGCUUUGUGGAGCUUUUUAAGGAAAGGCCGAAACAAUGGGGCGAAAUUGCUGCUCAACUACCUGGUCGAUCAUAUGCUGAUUGCAUCCAUCAUUACUACAAGUACAAGUGGGAUGGCCGCUUCAAGGAAAAGACUAAACGUAGAGGCAAAGGUGGCGCACGUCGCGGCGGCAAGACUGGUCGCGCAGCAAGGGGUGCUCAAUUGAUGUCCGAUAUGCGCACCAGUGCUGCCGGCGAGGAUGAUAGCUCUUCCGGACCAAUGCUUACCGAGACUGGAAGACCAAGACGCGCAGCAACACGCACUGCAUAUACAGCCGAAAAGGACCCUGAAGUCANNAAGCCCCUGCUGUUUCCAACAACCACUAACAAGAAAUUGCCUGCAACUGGUGAGGCGGGCUCCGAGAAACCAGCUAAGCGUCGCAAAACGACAGCUGCUGGGGACAAACCUCAGAAGCGUGGGAGACAAACGCUGGUUUCGACUGGCAAUUCUGCCACGUCACCUGCCACGACUGAUAAAGAAGUCACUCUCGGCCAGGAAGAUUUCGCUCGCGCAAAGCAAUUAGAGGAUGCCGCCCUUCUUACUGGAAUCUUCACUGGUACCCGGGCCAUAGGUGGAACUCAGCAUGUCGAGUAUACACAUGAUCCACUUCCAGUCCAAGUCACGAACGAUUCUGCAGAAAGAAGUCGUGCUCCUGCGCAGACACCAAUGCAAAGAUCUAGUGCAUCGAGCUACUGGUCUGUACCGGAGCAAACCGAUUUCGUCAAGUUCAUCGCUCACUUCGGCACUGACUUUGGCGCUAUUGCCAAUCACAUGGGCACCAAAACUCAGACGAUGAACUACUACCAAAGACUUGUCGAGAGCGGAAAUCGACCUGACGUUGUCGACGCUGCUAACGUUGCAAAUGCCCGUCGCGACCGGGGUGAGGNNGAUAUGGGCGUCCCGCCGACACCUACGCCAAUCAACAAAAGACGCUAUGAUAACCCCGGACCAUCUCUUCCCAGAACAGCUUCUGGGUCUCAGGGUGAGGUUAUGGACAUCGACCCUGUUCCACCAACACAGCCCUCGACUCUCUCUCAGCCUUCGUCACAAUUCCAGCAUCAGUACAGAUUUUCAAUGGCUACCCAGCCGACGUCUGCACCUCCGCAAAGAGCUGCUCCAACUCCACUCCAACAGCAUGAGUCUCCCGCUCUGAGCAAACCUGGUGUCCCUGCCCAGCCGCGUGCGAGCAUAUCGUCCGCUGGUCCAAAGAUGGGCUUCUUCUCCGAAUCUAGGAUGGAGCGACGACCGACUUUGUCUUCGUCUGAGCGUCCAGCUCAACUUCCAUCACCCUCCUUGAUGCACCAACAGCAACCAACACCACCUGGCCUGAUGCAUCAAAACCUGUCACACCUGACCUCGGAGUUUGUCAAGAACCUCAAGGAAGAGCAAGAACGUGCCUUGUCGAUUCAGAAGCGUGCUUCUCAAGAGCAUGUACCACAGGUCGCUCAACACCCGUUGUUCCAGCCUCUUGGUGGCCAGACUUCCGCACCUUCUGGAUCUCCACAGCUGUCAAUGUUGGACAGACCUUUGGAGAGGGAUGAGCGCUCUGGCACGCCUGGGCUACCAUCGCUUGCACACCCUCGUGCUGGACCAGCGAUGUUCCGCAACAUUCUGGGUUCUCCUGGACCGAUGCCAUCUCCGGCUGUGACUAUGCAUCCUCCUUUUAGAAGUCACGUGCCAUCUCCGCCGAAGAGAGAAGAGCACCCCAUGUAUCGACCUGGCUCAGUCCCGGUACCAUCACCUGCUCCUUCAGUUGUCAAGCCUGCCAUGUCUUUGACUACAGGACCCCCAGCCGAACCUCGUAAGACGUCUAACUUGGCAUCCUUGCUCAAUUCUGAGCCAGAAGAGCCCCGCCAGAAGAAGAGGAUUAGCGAUCAGCCAACACCAUUUACUCAAUCGCCAACACCAUCGACACUGAGCGUCGCGCCUUCUGGACCAAGUUCGAGCAUUUUCCCUCCUCGAAGAGAGGUGUUCAAUCAGACACCUGUCUCUAGACAGGAGUUUGACGGGCGUUCAUCUUACCCUCAGCCAAUAUCCCAUGCGCCAACUCCAGCAGCUCAACACGAGCUCAUGACUGGCAGAUCAGGAACUCCAGUUGGCUCAAGACAAGCUGAAUGGCAAUCACGUCCACCUGUAGGCCAGAAUCUGGCAUCCAGCUCGCCCCAUCCACCAGCUCCUCUCGAGCGUGAUGUUAGACCAUACUUCUCGCAUCGUGCAAACCUGGGUAGUCUCAACCCGCAGUCAAGAGCGAACCCGUCGCCGCCACCCAACACUCAUCCUUACAUGGAUCAUUCUCGAACUCCAUCAAUUGGCGGUCGACCAAUGACACCUAGUCAGCUGCAACCUCAAGGCCCAUCUGGCUUGUCGCACAUGGCUCAGGCACAAACAGCUCAGGCACAAGCCCAGAUGAUUCAGUCCAAUCCUUAUGCCCAGCCACACGGUGCUCCGUCACAUAUGCAGCAAAUGCAGGGUCAUCAGCAAAACCAGUUCAGUCACCGCCACAACAGCUCCGGAGGCUCGUCGCAUAGUGGACUGCACCAGAGACAACCUAGUCGUGGCGAGGAGAUGAGUAUGCUGAGACAACAACAGCAGCAACAGCAACAAGAAAGAGAGUACCACAUGAGUCGUGAGCGCGAGCAUCGUAUGGAAGUGGACCGACAGUACAAGGAGCGUGAGGCCCAAGCCCAAUUCCAGCAGCACCAACAGCAAGAACAGCAACGCUAUGGCCAACACAGAACACCUCAACCGUACCAGCAACAACCUCUUUCUGGACCGCCUGCUCAGAUGUUGUCUCUGCGCGAACAAGCACGUAUCGAGGCUGACCAAAGCUACCGCGAUGCCAGAAACAGAGAGCAAUACGAACAAGAAAUGCACAUCAGACGCAUACAGGAAGAUGAGGAAAGAAUGAGAUAUGACUAUCGCAAUCCAAAUGGCAUGAUGGGUAGAUCUUCAGGAGGUGGAUAUGGUGGCUUUCCACCACCCGGUCCGCAUAGAAGAUGA
This is a messenger RNA of Aureobasidium musti, 6375 nucleotides long. NCBI's taxonomy places the organism in Eukaryota, Fungi, Ascomycota, Dothideomycetes, Dothideales, Saccotheciaceae. The record is from the annotation of a GenBank genome assembly.